This is a messenger RNA of Carassius carassius (crucian carp), 1843 nucleotides long. It is a transcript of the gene arfgap3, whose product is annotated as ADP-ribosylation factor GTPase activating protein 3. Gene Ontology annotation, molecular function: GTPase activator activity. The record is from RefSeq and is a predicted model, not a curated record. Bases 134 to 1843 code for a protein of 569 amino acids. Gene Ontology annotation, biological process: COPI coating of Golgi vesicle. The transcript is spliced from 17 exons. Lineage: Eukaryota; Metazoa; Chordata; Actinopteri; Cypriniformes; Cyprinidae.
AGCGUGAGCGUGUUUUCCGCCAAUCAGCGCCCUCCGUGUGCGUGACGUCACCGCAGGAGGACGAGCGCUGCCGCGGGAGUGUUAGCAGACUUUCCUCACAUUGAGUUUAGUUUAGUUUCCCGCAGCAGUAAACAUGACGGACCCCAGUAAACACGACAUCACCGUCAUCCUGAGGCGCCUGCGGUCCGCUCCCGCGAACAAGGUGUGUUUUGACUGCUCUGUGAAGAACCCCAGCUGGGCGAGCAUCCCAUAUGGUGUCUUUCUCUGCAUUGACUGUUCAGGGACACACCGCUCACUGGGAGUUCACCUGUCCUUCAUCAGAGCUCGCGAGGCUCGUGUGCUCAUGUUGUGGCUGGACAGUCAGGCUCCUGUGUCACCCACAUCACCCCUGGACAGACACCAGGACUUCUUCACCCAGCACACCCGGGCUCCCCUGAAGGAAGCUCUCAGUGUUCAGCUGAACAGCAGCCAGCAGCAGAACACACUUCAGGAUAAGACUAACAACGGUGAGAGUGAGGUGGGUCCCAGUGUGGAGCAGCUCAGUGUGUCUCCUUCAUCUGACACGCACAGCUCAGAUCGUGACUCACUAAGGUCACCAGUCAGAGCUUCAGUGUCUCGGGCCGUAGACAGACUGCAGGAGGAGAGGAGCUCACAGACCAGCAGCGCUGAGCCCCAACUGUGGUCUCUGAGCCAUGGAGAGUCUGGAGCUGCAGCGGAGGAGCCGUCUGGAGGGAAAAGAGCAGGAGCAGGCGGAGCGGCUCGGCAUGGGCCUCAGCGGACGCAGGUAAACUUAACACUCUCACUCUCCUUCAUCAGAGCUCGCGAGGCUCGUGUGCUCAUGUUGUGGCUGGACAGUCAGGCUCCUGUGUCACCCACAUCACCCCUGGACAGACACCAGGACUUCUUCACCCAGCACACCCGGGAAGCUCUCAGUGUUCAGCUGAACAGCAGCCAGCAGCAGAACACACUUCAGGAUAAGACUAACAACGGUGAGAGUGAGGUGGGUCCCAGUGUGGAGCAGCUCAGUGUGUCUCCUUCAUCUGACACGCACAGCUCAGAUCGUGACUCACUAAGGUCACCAGUCAGAGCUUCAGUGUCUCGGGCCGUAGACAGACUGCAGGAGGAGAGGAGCUCACAGACCAGCAGCGCUGAGCCCCAUCUGGAGCUGCAGCGGAGGAGCCGUCUGGAGGGAAAAGAGCAGGAGCAGGCGGAGCGGCUCGGCAUGGGCCUCAGCGGACGCAGCAGUCUGUCUCACUCGGUGACUGAGGACAUGCAGAUGAUCCAGGAGUCUCCGUCUCUGAGCUCCUCCAGCAGGAGAGUGUAUGAGAAGGACGAGGAGCAGCAGGAGGACAGUGUGUCUCUUCCCACAGGCUCCUGGAUGAAGCCGAGGGAUCGUCGGAUCUCUUCUCCAAGCAGACCGAUGUCUACCUGGACCCAGACAGGUCAAAUGAAGGACUGCAGCGCUCUGGAAGUAAAGCUGAUGUGUGCUGUUACUCAGUGUGUCUGUGCCGGCAUGGUGUCUGUGAGGAGGAAGGAGCCGCAGGCCGUCUCUGAUGAUGCUCAGAGGAAGUUCGGCGAUGCCAGAGCUAUUUCAUCAGACAUGUUCUUCGUGCAGCAGGACCACUCAGAGUAUGAGGUUCGGGCGCGGCUGGAGAAUUUCUCGGGCAGUUCAGCAAUCAGCUCAGCCGAUCUGUUCGACGAGCAGAAGAAGACAGCAGUGUCUCUGUUUCUCUUUGUUCUGUCCUUUAUGAGUGUAAGGGGUCAUCAAACUGGUGCUGAUUGUGGUGAACUGUUUAACUCAAUAAAGAUCAGACUUGGUGAGAAACUGAGCUGUAUGCUAUAA